CUUAAAAGGUGCCGCCGCCGGUGAAAUCGCGUUUUCGACACUCUCGACUCAAUGGCCGUUCCAAGCAGUGCUAGGGCAUUUCCGUCCUUCCAAUGCCGUUCCGAUCCCGACUUCUCCGGCGGCGUUCCACGUCAUGACCUCCCUAACGCCGGCGUUCGUUUUUCAGUUAAGGUCAAGUCGUUGAGUCGUGGAUCUUCGGUUCACGGUAUGUCUUCUCUGAUCCUUCGCUUCCCGCCCAACUUCGUAAGGCAGCUCAGCGUUAAAGCUCGUAGGAACUGCAGUAACAUCGGUUUAGCACAAGUUGUUGCGGCUUCCUGGUCUAAUAACCACGCUUCUCCUGACUUUACUCCGGCGGCUAAGGCCGUAGAUGCCGCCUCCAUUGCUCCUUUUGAUAUUACCACAGGUGAUGAGGAGGGGGCGGUGGUGGAAGAUUCGCCUCGUGCUGAUCGAAAUGUACAGAUUGAGGAUUUGACAGAUGUCAAAUAUUCUUCAUUUUUGAGUUCUGAUGGGAGCAUCGCAAUUCAUGCCGGUGAAAGGUUAGGACGUGGUAUUGUUACUGAUGCAAUAACUACCCCAGUGGUUAACACAUCUGCUUAUUUCUUCAAGAAGACUUCUGACCUUAUUGACUUCAAGGAGAAAAAACGUGCGAGUUUUGAAUAUGGGCGCUAUGGGAACCCCACUAGUAUUGUUGCAGAGGAAAAGAUAAGUGCACUGGAGGGUGCUGAUGCAACCUUGUUAAUGGCAUCUGGAAUGUGUGCUAGUACUGUAUUGUUGUUGGCAUUGGUUCCUGCUGGUGGGCAUAUUGUAACAACAACAGACUGCUAUAGGAAGACCCGGAUAUUUAUUGAGACAAUACUGCCUAAAAUGGGAAUCACGGCGACAGUCAUUGACCCAGCUGAUAUUGGAGCUCUAGAGUCUGUGCUAAAUCAGAAGAAAGUGACUCUUUUCUUUACCGAGUCUCCAACAAAUCCAUUCCUGAGAUGUGUUGACAUUGAGCUUGUUUCGAAGCUUUGCCAUGAAAAAGGAGCAUUAGUUUGCAUAGAUGGGACGUUUGCAACUCCCCUUAACCAAAAGGUCCUUGCUCUAGGGGCUGACCUCGUUGUGCACUCUGCAACAAAAUAUCUUGGUGGCCACAAUGAUGUUCUUGGAGGUUGCAUCAGUGGUCCUGAUAAGUUAGUUUCAGCAGUUCGUACCUUGCAUCAUAUCCUGGGUGGUGCUAUCAAUCCUAAUGCUGCGUAUUUAAUCAUCAGAGGCAUGAAGACGUUGCAUCUCCGUGUACAGCAACAGAACUCAACUGCACAAAGGAUAGCCGAAAUUUUAGAGGCUCAUCCAAAGGUGAGGUGUGUCUAUUAUCCAGGCUUGCCAAGUCAUCCAGAAUACCAUCUUGCAAAGAGACAAAUGACUGGUUUUGGUGGGGUGGUCAGUUUUGAGGUUGAUGGGGAUCUGCUAACUACUGCAAAAUUUGUUGAUGCUCUAAAAAUUCCUUAUAUUGCUCCAUCGUUUGGAGGUUGUGAGAGCAUUGUGGACCAACCAGCAAUUAUGUCUUACUGGGAUCUUAAGGAGUCAGAGAGAGCUAAGUAUGGGAUCAUGGACAACUUGGUUCGAUUCAGCUUUGGAGUAGAAGACUUUGAAGACUUGAAAGCUGAUAUUCUUCAGGCGCUGGAGUCCAUGUAGGGUGUCUUACCUGCAACCUGAUUUCGUUUUCCCUUGGAUCGUUUUCUUUCCACUAGCUUUGAACUUCUUUUUCAUCUCUAAUUAGUGGAGUAGUCACUUCCCCCAGUUGUCAGAAUGUAUUGAAUGGAUCAUUGAGCAGCUGAUGCAAUCCAAUGUCAGAGUGGGAUGUUA
This is a messenger RNA of Solanum tuberosum (potato), 1845 nucleotides long. RefSeq names its product cystathionine gamma-synthase (gene CGS2). Gene Ontology annotation, molecular function: pyridoxal phosphate binding; cystathionine gamma-synthase activity. Gene Ontology annotation, cellular component: chloroplast. NCBI's taxonomy places the organism in Eukaryota, Viridiplantae, Streptophyta, Magnoliopsida, Solanales, Solanaceae. The record is from RefSeq and is marked provisional. Gene Ontology annotation, biological process: transsulfuration.